AUGGUAGUAGAGCGACUGUUUGGCUUGCUAAAGACCUUCACCGGUGUGGCCCCGACAACCUUAGCAUUUAAUCUAAACAUACUAACUCCUCCUAGAUGGCGUUGGCUCGAGGAAAAGUAUGUGGCAGUGAAGAUAAAUUCCAAUCAUGAUACCCGUAAAUUUUCCGGGGACUCUGAAAUAAACAUCCUUCGUCAUAUUUCGACAGCGAAUCCCCGACAUAUAGGCUGGCACUUCACUCGUCAUCUACUUGACACAUUUCUUGUCCAAAAUCCUACUUCGAAGAAACCUCACGCUUGUCUUGUUUUUGAGCCGCUACGGGAAAGCCUUGGGCGCUACUGUAGAAGAUGGGAAGAUGGUGUGAUGCCCCCGGAGAUAUUCAGAAUAGUGCUCCAGAUAAUUCUCCAAGCACUCGACUAUUUACACUCCGAAUGCCAUAUUAUUCACACUGGUAGGCAUUUCGCUAGAUGUAUAGCUCGAGAAAUUUACUAA
Molecule: messenger RNA, 489 nt
Organism: Trichophyton rubrum CBS 118892
Lineage: Eukaryota; Fungi; Ascomycota; Eurotiomycetes; Onygenales; Arthrodermataceae
Exons: 1
Coding region: 1-489 (162 amino acids)
Biological process (GO): spliceosomal complex assembly; regulation of mRNA processing
Source: RefSeq, a predicted model, not a curated record